AUGACUAGCAAUAACAGCGCUACAAACUCGAACUCAACUACGAGCAGUCGCAACGCUGUAUCCUUGGACCUUGCAGACCUCAAUCAGUUCCCUUCCCUUCCUGCUGAAAGCUCUGGUAGCACCACGGAUACUACCUACGACGGCCGCGUCAUAUGGGACGAUGCUGUAGCUUUCUCGACGCAAUCGUUUAGUCAGGGGCCUGUGGAUAAUGGUGGAUCGCAACGCCGUUCACGAGCUACGCAUGGUUUGCACUCGGUCGUACCCAUAGACGAUCCUGGUACGAAGUCGGAAGCAGAUCUGAGAACGCAGCUGAAGGAUCUCGAGAGCAAGGAUGCUUGCGCAGUGUUUCUCUACCGUGUCCAGCCAUCGCCUACUGGCAGCGAUGUAUGGCCUGAUAUUCGAGACAUCUCCAAAGUUCCGGCGAGCUACCAGGUCUUGCAGCUUCCUCAAAGCAGGCCGGUACCAGGUCUUCCAGCUGUUGAGGAUCUGCUAGACGCUCCUACUUUCAGUCGGAUCAGUCAACUACCGCCCCGCAGUGACGGGAUGCCACAGGUAGAAACCUCUGGCAAAGGAUGGCCCCAAAGAAGACUGCCCACCGAGCUUUACGAGCUGAUCUGCUCUUACUUGGCGCGGGAUGACAUCAAGGCCAUGCGUCUUUGCUGCAAAGAGUUUGAUCAACACGUCUCUCAGACCCUCUUCCAUACGGUCGUUGUACCGUUCAACACUGAGAUCUAUGACAUGCUAAAACCAAGGCCCAAGAAACGCGACGUUAACGGCAAGGGUAAGAGCAGAGCUGUUGAUGAUGACACAAAUGCCGCUAGCACAUACGACGCCUUCCAGUGGAAGAAUGAGAAGGAUGAUGAGGUGUACGAAGGACACGGCGUAGACGUCUUCAAAGGCUUCGGACCCCAUAUCAGACGAUACGGGAUGAGCUUCGAGGUUGACGAGAGUACGCUUAAGUUUCCGCCCCAUAAAGGGUCGCUGGAAGACCACGUCAGUUACUGGGGCGCAUACCAAUGGCCGUACCAAGAGUAUCAUCGAUUUGAGGACGUAGCCAGCCUCGAAACGACUGCCGACGAGACCCCGAAGAUGAAAACUGCUUUCUCUUUCCUCACCAAAGUCCGACAUCUAGCGCUAUCUCUCGACUGCGGUCUUGGCUGGCUGAAGGGUCCCGACGUCUCGCUCCGAUCACGCAUCCUGAAGCGCAGUCCGACAGUCUUUGGCCCCACACGAGCAAUCCCCGACCGCAGAACUCAGGCUCGGGAGUUCUUGUGGGCCCACCUCGAGGAGGCUCACUUCCGCGCGACACACGACAGAUUCAGUGUGCGGCAUGCAGAACUCUUUAGGCAAGAUGUGAUUGACCCUGUUGCCGGUACUCAUGGCUACAGUGCAAUACUCCAGGACGAGACGUCGCAGCGAAGUCUUCGGUUCUUUGAUGCUGGUCUAGCCAGCGAUGCAUAUUACGAUGAAGGUCGCCACUCAAAGUCGAACUGGGGACCCCCGAGAUCCCCGAGGGAUAUGACUGGGCAGUUUGACCUAUCCAGAGUCGCUGCAGGACCCCAAGAACCAGCAUGGAGGAACGUGCCACCGUUUGUACUGAAAGAGGGCAUACUCUACACAAGUUCCACAAGGCAAGAGUCUUCGGGGCAGCACAACUUCCUGGUACCGAACGACCUCUCAAAAGCACAGAAGGAGUGGUUGCUUGAGAUUGAGUGGGCACAGCGAGCUUUCCUGUCCUCGUACAUGUUGGCCGUUAUGGACAACUCGUCUGUCUUCGCAGGCGUUGAAAGACUUGACUUUAGCCGGAUAUCAAGCCGCUUCGUCUCACAACUCUGCCGGGCGGAUUUCUGGGAUUCGCUUGAAGGUCUUGAGACAGUCUCAAUCCAGGUUGUCCCGGACUGGCAUGAUGUCACAAAGGAUAACGCCGGCAUCGUGGAGACCCAGACGAUCUAUCCAUCGCGCGCCGUCGGACCCUUCGUUAAGCUUCUUGCGGACACCAUCUCUCCACGUGACAACAUCAGAAACCUCAAAAUCGGCUGGGCGGACGGAGGCGAGCACGCCGAAGGCAUGUUCGCACGCAACCAGCACAUUCUCAUCGCGCCCCUCGUCGAAGUGAAUCACGACUUCACGCACGAUUUGACCACCCCGAAUCCGAUGCUGCUACUCCCUCACGUCGAGCAUCUAACCCUGACGAACUGCUGGAUCACGCCCCACCACCUACAAUCACUCGUCCGAAACCACGCCAAUAGCGCCCUAAUGAAGCUGACGCUCGACUCCGUGUCGCUGACUGUCGUUCCCCGCGUCAACCCCCUAGUCCAACUAGGCCCGCCCCCAGGCCAGCCAAUGUGGGCGAACGCCGUUGCGCUCCAGCAGCUCCUGACGCAGAACAUGCAACAGCUGCACCACUUCAACAACCCUGCCCAGCCUGCACAUCCAGGUGUGCCGCUUGGGCACGGCAUGAUCUGGAAUCCAUACGCCGCCCCCGGUAAUGGCGGCCCUCCGGCUCCACCACAGCUUCCGCAGUUCGUCCCGCCGGCUCACGCCCCACCACCCCCUGCUCUGGCACCACAACCAGCCCAGCCCAACCAGAACGAUACAAGCUAUCUAGACCCCCACCGCGAAGGCUCCUGGCCUCACGUCCUCGACCUCAUCUCCCCCGGUGCGCGUCUCGCUGACUUCCUCCCCUCCUCCCCAUCCCCCUCCUCUCCCGACCCAGUCCCUCAUUCCCCCAGCCAACUACAAACCCUCGAGCUGCUGAGCGUCGGCUACGUCAAGCUCCCCCACGCGCGCUUCGACCAGUCCGCCCUCCUCCCUCCCGCAAACCCGAUCCCGGGGUUCACAGUCCAGGGGCUGCGGAGUAAUUACUUCUUGAAGCGCGCGGGGGUGCUGCAGGGGAGCAUGAUGGCGGUCAAGGACGAGUUGGUGGGGGAAGUUGUGCAGUUUAUUGUACCGGCCGAGCUGCGGUGCUUGAGUGUCGUUUGGGGCCUGCGUGAGGGGUGGAGAGACACGAAAAAAGCGGAGGAGCCCGAGUUUGACGGAUUUCUGGCUGGCGGUACGGGGAGGGUGUCGGGUGUGAUACACGCCCACGACAGGUCGCCGGGCGUUGGUGGAGAUGAUGGAUCGUGA
This is a messenger RNA of Coniosporium apollinis CBS 100218, 3126 nucleotides long. RefSeq lists its product as uncharacterized. The transcript is spliced from 2 exons. Bases 1 to 3126 code for a protein of 1041 amino acids. Lineage: Eukaryota; Fungi; Ascomycota; Dothideomycetes. The record is from RefSeq and is a predicted model, not a curated record.